Molecule: messenger RNA, 3172 nt
Organism: Stomoxys calcitrans (stable fly)
Lineage: Eukaryota; Metazoa; Arthropoda; Insecta; Diptera; Muscidae
Product: kelch-like protein 5
Exons: 8
Coding region: 1055-3001 (648 amino acids)
Molecular function (GO): protein binding
Source: RefSeq, a predicted model, not a curated record
CACUAAGAUUUUAUGAAGAAGAAAAGAAAAAACAAACCGUGAGAUAAACAAAUGAAAAUGUCCAACAACAAAGCUGAGACACAAUAACAUAACAUUUAAUUGUGGAGAUGUGUUUACUCAUUGACCACCACCAAUCUAUCACAAUUUUGUUGUUCUCACAGUAAAACAUUACAAAAACGGAGAAAGUAAAAAUAUUAAAAUAGUUGGUCUUAACAAUGACAUUAACAUUAAAUCGUCAACAACUGAUUUAAAGUCAAAUGCCCCCAUCUCGCCUUUACAUACAUACAUAUGUGCACAUGCCCCAUUGUUUGUGGCAAUUGAUAGCGAAAAAUAAAUAAUGGAUAUAGUGAAGCCCCCUCGCGAAUUUACCAGAUUCCCUGCGCCACAAGAGUGACAGCUAUCAUAAAAGAGAAGCAGGAGGAAUAUUAAAUGUAUAGUGCGACGACGAGCAGUUGAGGCGGAGGUCUGUUCCAUUGUGCAUUGUGAAAACGUAUGGCGCAUCACAACAUCUAUCAUUGUCUGGUGGUAUGAGUGUGUAUGCGUCUGUGUGUAAUUCAUUGUAACACAGAGUAAAUCUAAUCGACGUCCGACGACGAAGUCAUCCAGUUGGCAGCAGGCAGCAGAGCUUACCCAUUAAAGAAUGCUGCUUGUACUGGGUUAGUUCUUUUAGUUCUUCCAUGGUGACGGGACGGGUUUAAGAAAGAAAAGAAAAUCGAAAAUUGCAUUGACUGCCAAAACACCAAACACCUGAAACGUUCUAUAUAUGUGGAGAAACUUCAACGGCAGCAGUGAGAUUUUCCAUAUCAAACAAACGUCAAAUCUUAAUUUUUAUCAAUAUCUGUUGAAAUCAAAAAGCGAAAAAGUGAUAAAAAGCAAAUAACAAUAGAAAGCAAGCAAACAGCAACAAAGAUAUUUAGCACAGAGAUCAGCAUAGCCAACAGACCGGAAACGCAUUUAAAAACGAAAAGUACCCACCUCAACCAACCCUUCCAACCGGCACCACGACGGAACCAAUGAUUUAUUGAUCUCAUUGUAUGUUGCUCGAGUGACACCAAUGGCCAACAGCACAACAAACAAAGAGAGUCCCAGUCGGGAUUCGACGAAUUCAUCUUCUGCACGAAUUUCAUUACUCACCGAUGCUGAAUCAUUCUCGCGCGACUUCAGUUUGGGAAGUCUUAAUUCGGCCGUAAGCCAAGAUGAAUUUUUCCGCUGCUCCGAUCAUGCGGAAAGUGUACUGAAACGAAUGCAGUUGUAUUUGGAAAAUCAUCAAUUGUGUGAUGUUGUUCUGAUAGCAGGCAUUGAUGGACGUAGAGUGCCUGCCCAUCGUUUGGUACUGUCCGCAUCCAGUGCAUACUUUUCGGCUAUGUUCACUGGUUCUCUGCGUGAGACCAAAGAGGAAGAAGUCACAUUGGGUGAAGUUCAUGGUGAUGCAUUGCAAAUAUUGGUACAAUAUUGUUACACAGGCUUCAUAGAGCUAAGAGAAGAUACGGUGGAAACCCUACUGGCUACCGCAUGUCUGCUUCAAUUGAAUGCUGUUGUUACUGCCUGCUGUAAUUUCCUAGCUAGACAAUUACAUCCCUCAAAUUGUUUGGGAUUUGCAUUUUUUGCCGAGCAACAAAGUUGUAACACUCUGUUACAAUUGGCCACGGCCUACACAUGCCAACAUUUUAUGCAGGUUUGCAAAAAUCAAGAAUUUUUCCAACUAAACGCAGACCAAUUGGCCAAAUUAUUGGCAAGUGAUGAUCUCAAUGUUCCCUCGGAACAGGAUGUUUUCCACAGUCUAAUGUCGUGGAUACAACAUGAUCCAAAUAAUCGCGAACAACACAUUCCUGAAUUAUUGGCUUUGGUGCGGCUGCCAUUGCUGCAGCCCUCGUUUAUUAUGGACCAUGUGGAGAGCGUGUGCGCUUCCAAUGAAUGCCAGCAACUGGUUAUGGAGGCUCUCAAAUGGCACUUGUUACCUGAAAGAAGAUCUCUUAUCUCUUCCGAACGCACAAAACCUCGAAAGUCCACUGUCGGCAGGUUAUUGGCUGUUGGUGGAAUGGAUGCGCAUAAGGUAAAGGGAGCUAUUAGUAUUGAAAGUUAUUGUCCUCGUUUGGACAAAUGGACUGCCUGGAAAAACAUGUCAGCCAGACGUCUACAAUUUGGUGUGGCCGUAAUGGAUGACAAACUGGUUAUAGUGGGAGGCCGUGAUGGCUUGAAAACCUUAAAUACUGUUGAGAGUUUGGACUUGAAUACAUUGGCGUGGACCCCCUUAAACCCCAUGGGAACUCAUCGUCAUGGGCUGGGAGUAGCUGUGCUGGAAGGUCCACUCUAUGCUGUGGGUGGCCACGACGGUUGGAGUUAUUUGAAUACUGUGGAAAGAUGGGAUCCUGUGGCUCGAACCUGGAGCUAUGUGGCACCAAUGUAUUCCAUGAGAUCAACUGCAGGAGUGGCUGUCCUAGGAGGUCGUCUCUAUGUUGUAGGCGGACGAGAUGGCUCAGUUUGUCACAGAUCCAUAGAGUGUUAUGAUCCGCAUACUAACAAAUGGACUAUGCGCGCCCCAAUGAAUAAGCGGAGAGGUGGUGUUGGAGUAUCGGUAGCUCAUGGCUUUAUAUACGCAUUGGGUGGCCACGAUUGUCCUGCAAGCAAUCCCUCAGUGUGUCGCACAGAUACUGUUGAACGAUAUGAUCCCAGCACAGAUACAUGGACUUUGAUUUGUUCAUUGAGUAUUGGCAGAGAUGCCAUAGGCUGCGCUUUGCUUGGAGAUCGUCUAAUGGCCGUGGGAGGCUACGAUGGCAAUCAUUAUUUAAAGACUGUGGAAGAAUACGAUCCAGAAUCUAACGAGUGGACCCAAGUGUCUCAACUAACGUACAGCCGGGCUGGAGCCUGUGUUGUGGCAAUUCCGAAUAUAAUUCCUUCGACACCACCAUUAGCAAGUUCAACAAAGGUAUGGAAACCAGUGAGAUUGAACCCCAUUUGCUACCGCCGUAAUGUGGAAUUUGUGGAUUAUUAUAAUCUUUAAGAUGUGAAUACUUUUUCACUCACUACUCGUGUAUUUUUCUAAAAUUUUAUCCUAGUAAUAAUGUCAUAAAUCGUAUUAUAUUUAUAAAAAACAAAAAUCCAAAUCAAAAUAUUUUAUAAUUUUAAUCGUAAAAAUAAAGCAAAAAUCAAACGAUUUGUCAAAACGAUGAAA